Messenger RNA from Dendronephthya gigantea, 2602 nucleotides. Its product is annotated as carboxypeptidase D-like. The transcript has 2 exons. Gene Ontology annotation, molecular function: zinc ion binding; metallocarboxypeptidase activity. The coding region runs from base 69 to 1937 and encodes 622 amino acids. Gene Ontology annotation, biological process: proteolysis. The record is from RefSeq and is a predicted model, not a curated record. NCBI's taxonomy places the organism in Eukaryota, Metazoa, Cnidaria, Anthozoa, Malacalcyonacea, Nephtheidae.
UCGACAUAAAACUAUUCACAUUAAUCGCCGUGAAAGUUUGUAUCAAUCUCGAAGUAGAAAGAAACGAGAUGUCGGGAAUAGCAUCCCAACGUGUCCUUUUCUUCUUCGCGUGUGUAUUAAUGUAUUCAGUGACAAAUGCAGCCUCCGUGGAAAGACGUGAUUUGGAACCGAAUAAUUGGAAAUACCACAGCUAUGGGGAUAUGACUGAAUUGUUAAAGCAAAUUGCUUCAAAAUACCCGAAAAUAACUCGCCUUUACAACGUCGGAGAGUCGGUGCAGGGACGCAAACUCUGGGUUAUGGAAAUAUCUAACAAACCGGGAAAACAUCAAGUCGGCGUUCCCGAAUUUAAAUAUAUUGCGAACAUGCACGGUAAUGAAGCUGUUGGAAGGGAAGUUCUGUUGAAGUUGAUCAAGGAGUUCUGUGAAGGAUAUAAUACAGAUGCUGAGAUAACGAGAUUGAUAAAAACAACACGAAUUCAUUUGAUGCCAAGCAUGAAUCCGGACGGUUUUGAAUUGGCAUUUAAUUCUGGUUCGGACAGCAAGCGUGAUUGGUUGCUCGGUCGUUCCAAUUCCAAUAACGUCGACCUGAACCGUAACUUUCCUGAUCAAUAUUUUGGAUUAACAGCUGGAAGACCUCAGCCCGAGACCGCAGCGGUCAUGAAAUGGAUUCAGUCGUAUCCCUUCGUCCUGAGUGCCAACCUGCAUGGCGGUUCAUUAGUGGCGAAUUAUCCAUACGAUGACUCAAAGAACGGCGAAAGUACGUACAGCGAGUCUCCCGAUGAUGAUGUAUUCCAAGCACUGGCCAAGACUUUCUCUGAGAAUCACGCGACGAUGCAUCUGAAAAAUCCGCCUUGGCCCUGUCCCGAGGUUCCUCCCGAUCAUUUUCGUGAUGGCAUCACAAAUGGCGCUAAAUGGUACAGCGUUUCAGGAGGAAUGCAAGAUUACAACUAUGUCAGAAGCAAUUGUUUUGAAAUUACGAUUGAGCAAGGUUGUAAGAAGUUCCCACCAGCCGCUGACUUGCCAAAAUAUUGGCUGGAAAAUAAAAAUUCCCUGCUUGCUUUUCUUGAUCAGGUUCACAAAGGGGUGAAAGGUAUUGUCAAAGAUGAAUCAGGAAAACCAAUUAAAGGCGCGACUAUUUCUGUGAAGAACAAACAUAAGAAUAUGAAAACAGCUGCAGAUGGUGAUUACUGGCGACUAUUGUUACCUGGGGAUUACGAUGUGACCGCGUCAUUACACGGCUAUAUAAGUUCCACCAAGAGAGCUAAAGUUGAAGACGCACCAGCCACUAUCAUCAACUUUGUUUUAAAGAAAGCUAAUACCAAGUUACCAGCUUCUCAAUAUGACCAAAUGGCGCAUGCAGGAGAAAAACCUGGAACUGGUGUGAUCCCAGGUCCAUUGUUCCGUGCUGGCUUUCCGGGAAAUAAUCCCCGACCAUCAGGUGUGAUGGCUGGAAGUUUACCUGGUGGGGGUCAGGGGACGAAUGGAAUUAUGAAUCAAGCUGGAGGAGGUAAUAUGGGCUUGGGGGACUACGGUAACCUGGCAACAGCAGGAGCAGGCGACGGUGCUUUUCCCGAACAAACAUUGCAAGACGGUCCAACAGGGAUGUCAGAUGAAAUGUCCAACCCAGUAGGACACUUGGAAAAUGGCCUGGAUGCCUUACCAAAUGUCGGUGUAUUUCCAAAUGCGAGGGUUGAAGAUGGAGCCAUCUCGAACUAUCAAAGCGAAAAUACACUUCCAAAACUGAACAGUAUGACAGGAAUCGAUGCAAUGAGUCCAAAUGCUGUCGAGAGAUUCGCAACCACUACAAAUGAAGCAAGUCCUGCGGCCCAGGGUAAUAACCUUGAUACUAUUGCAAUGACAUCUCCGUACGAAUCGAACGCAAGGGAUUAUCUGGAUGGACAAUACUCGGCGAGAAAUACACAGUUUGGAAAGCGUUAACGCUAGUUUUAACGGGCAACGGAUCCUUCCAUCAUGAAGUUGUUGUUCUAAAAGAGCCGACAUCAAACUUGAACCUCUAAAUUUGCAACUAGAAGACCGUCCCUUUUUUACCGAUAUACAGAUAAUAAUUGCUGUCUGUACACGAACUAGUUACAACCCAUGCAUGCAUGCAUGAAGGGUCUAUUGACAUUAAUGACCUAGAAAUGGACGAGGUGUUCUACAACAAUUCGAUUACGGCUAAGCCAAGCUAGAACUUUGAUUGCUCGCAUGUGCAUCAUAUCAGUAUAUUUAAUAGAAAAUAGUAUAAGUGGAAAUAACCUACCAAUUACCAACCGAACCUACAAAUUACAGUAACCCUGUACCGAUCGGAACACGCUUUCUAAUUAGCUGGUAAUCAGUAACGGGCAUUGUUAUACAUGUAUUACACACUGAGAGACUGACAGUGCUAGUUAAUCGAGGCAUGACAAUUAAGGCAUUGUUAUACAUGUAUUAUACACAUUGUUAUACAUGCAACCACGGAUGGAACCUAUCAGACAUGGCCUUUCGAUUGGUACGGGCUAGCUCCAAAUCAUAUGAAGAUUUUUCACAAGUCGUAGGGCAUUGAAAAAAAAUAUUAAUUGUAGAACAAAUGAUUAAUUAUUAAGAUUUUGUGUUGUAAGAUUGGC